AAAAGAAAAGAAAAUACAUAGGAAAAAUUAUUUGGUCGUGGCCUCGCGGGGGAAGGAGUUCCAGUUUACCACUAAACCCACGACGAUACACCAUUCCCCGCAGCCGCCGGCGUAACUUAGGGCCGGGGUUUUUGCUUUCAGUAUACUAUUCGCAUUUGACAAUCACUGCAACCCUCAAAUCUCUGCAGCAGCAAUGGCGUCGCCGCAUUCUUCACUCGACCAACUCCCGCCAUCGUCUCCCCAACAAGCCCCUAACCCUACUCCCGCUCCAAUCUCCGCCGCCGCCGAAGAAACCGUUCCUGAAACCGCCGAGAAAACCGUCGAUCCUUCGCCAGAAUCCGACUCCACCGGCGCCAAGCGCAAGCGAGACGAAGAAAACCCAGAGCCCGAAACGAAGCCCGACCCGUCAUCCCAACCCUGGUACAAAACCUCCCUCUGUUCCUACUUCAGGCGGAACUCGGGCUCCUGCGCCCACGGCAGCACUUGCCGGUACGCUCACAGCGAGGGAGAGCUCCGUCCGCGGCCUGAUAAUUCCUGGGACCCGACCUCCGAGCGCGCCAAGAAGGCGUUGAAAUUGGAAAAGGAAGGCGAUGAUGCGGGGAAGGAAGAAGAGGAGGAGGAGGAGGAGGAGAAAGAGGAUGAAAUCAUGAUGACUGAUAUGAUUGCUGAUGAAGGCGAUGCCAAUGGAGGUUGUUUGGAUGUCGAGCUGAGCAAAUGCCUCGUGCAUUUGCCUAGGAGGUGGACCACUGAUAACUUGAAGAAGUUUCUCAGUGAAAGUGGCGUUUCGUUCAAAUUGGCGAAGAAGAAGAAAGGCAUGACUGUGGGGUUUGUGACUUUUGAGAAUUUGGAGCAACUGGCAGCUGCAGUGCCGGAGUUAGAGGAGAAAUCUGUUGGCAACAAGAAGAUAAAGGUAGCGAAUGUCCUUCCUCGAUCGUACGACAAGAACAUUAAGACUGCGAUGGAUGAGGGAGAGAAUGCUGCUGUGUCUAAAUCUUCAGAUGGUACUGCUACAGCGGAUGGUGAAAGUUUAGGUGUGGAUGAUGGUUCGAACUCCAAGGCGAAAUGUGCUCGGGAUGCUGUGACUCCCCUUGCUCAUAUGUCUUAUGGAGACCAGUUGGAGCAGAAGAAGAAGUCUGUUGCUCAGAUGUUGAUAAAGCUUACUAGAAACACACGAAAAGCAUGUCCUACUGGGGUUUCUCUACCUGAAUGGAUUUUGAAAGCAAGGGAAAUAGGUAAUCUCCCAUGCAAACUAGAGGGCAUACUUGAGUCACCACUGGUCAAUGGAUAUCGGAACAAGUGCGAGUUCUCAGUGGGGCAUUCUCUUGGAGGAAAACCUACUGUAGGGUUUAUGCUGGGAAAUUUCAGGGCGGGUGUGACAGCAGUAGACGAACCAGUGGAUUGCCCAAACGUUUCUAGUAUUGCUUUAAAGUAUGCUUUGAUCUUUCAAGAGUUCUUGCAACAGUCGAGUUUGCCUAUGUGGAACAGAUUUAAGAACACUGGUUUCUGGCGUCAGCUCACUGUCCGAGAAGGUAGACUACCAGGAAAGCCAACUAAUACCGAACACCCAGAGGCAAACAUAUCGGAGGUUAUGCUUAUGGUUCAGGUAUCCACUAAGGGUUUCGAUGAUGCAAUCGUAACCAGUGAGCUUGAGAGAUUGACACUUUCAUUUACCAAUGGAGCUGCAGCAAAUUCUCCUCCUUUGCCUUUAACAGCUUUGGUUCUUCAGGAUCAUCAAGGAAUAUCAAAUGUUGCACCAUCUGAUGCCCCACUGCGAAUGCUGCGUUCUACUAAUGCAGAAAAUGGUACUUCGGCGGUCGACAAGGCUGAUAAUACUGCAGAACCCAGAAUUCAUGACUAUAUAAGUAACCUUCGGUUCUCUAUAUCACCAACUGCAUUUUUCCAGGUCAACACCCUUGCUGCAGAGAAACUAUAUGCACUUGCUGGCGAUUGGGCUGAUUUGGGUCCAGAUACACUGUUAUUUGAUGUAUGCUGUGGUACCGGAACCAUUGGCCUAACUUUAGCACACCGUGUUGGCAUGGUUGUCGGGAUUGAGAUGAAUGCUUCAGCCGUUUCAGAUGCUAAUCGAAAUGCUGAACUCAACGGCAUAAAGAACUGUAGAUUCGUUGCUGGGAAGGCAGAACAUGUCAUUGGUUCUCUGUUACAAGAAUACCUGAUUGUGCCCGAGAAGAAAGAAGAUGAAUUACCAAAUUCUUCUGAAACAACUGACAAAGCCGUUACUACUUCUGAUGGGAACGAGGAUGGUGUUGAUGAGAAGAAUCCCAGAGUCGAGCUUGUUGACAGCUUAGAUGCUACUAAGGAUUCUGAAAAUGGUAAAGAAGUUGAAGGCCAACCUCAGAGCAGUUGCUCUGCAGUAGAAGAUGGGACCUCUUCUUCAACUACGCAAUUCAAAAACGUUGUUGCCAUUGUUGAUCCUCCUCGCAAUGGACUCCAUCCAAUUGUUAUCAAAGCACUGAGGACUCAUUCAGGCCUGCGACGUCUCGUUUACAUUUCCUGCAAUCCCGAGACACUAGUGGCGAAUGCAAUCGAGCUGUGCACACCAUCCCCCGAGACAGUCGAGAAAGGGAAUAAGAACAACCGUGCCUGGAGGAACAUGAGCAGCGCAGGACUGGCACGCCACAGAGCCAAGUCGAUGCCCAUCUCCGAACCUUUUCGACCAGUUAAAGCCAUGGCUGUUGACCUCUUCCCUCACACUCCACACUGUGAACUGGUGAUGCUCCUCGAGAGGGUUUUGAAUGAAACAUACAUCCUUUUUCAGCCUAAGUAUUAACUCCACCGAAUGAAACGCGGCGUGUGUGUGGCCUAUGGGUUGACUGUUCUUGGAAUUCGAUUCGGUUACUAUACAGACAACGCCUAUCAUAACUAUGGGGCCCGGCAACGUAUGAACCCAUGUUGUAGGAAUGUUUGUAAGAAUGCCAUCCACGUCGUCUUUCCAACAAUUGAGCUCGUCGAAAGGUGUGAGUUUAUGCAUAUUUGUCUCCCUUCAUCAUCGACAUGGUAAAGAGGAGUAAAACAUUAAAGUAAUUUUUCAACUCCACUGAAUGAGACGAGGUGCGUUGUGGAUAAGAUCGUCGUUAGUAAUUUGAUUUGGUUACCGUACAUGCAACGCCUAUAAGUCUGAUGACUCGAUACAUUGUUUGAAUCCACAUUAUGAGUCUAUCGCACGUAAUAUCAAUCUAAGAGGAGUAAAAGAUGAAUGUUUCGAAUGAGGGGAAUAAAGCGACAGCUCUAAUUGCUCCACUAAUCAUCCACUUUCCCAAUAACAAUGGAAGUGGGAAAGGGUUCGGGUUUACUGAUAUCGAUCUCCCUUUUUGUGGUAGCAAAUAGGAAGUCGGCAGGGGUGGGAAAGAUUACUGGAUUAGGCCAUCGUUAGUGCAAUGUGGAGGUGGCAUAUCUUAAUGCAAUCUUGAUUAAUUAAUAAGCUAAUUAAUGAAAUGCUAAUCGAUAAUUAAUGGAGGUGGGGAGAAUACAAUGUAAUUAGACUGUGUCAUUAAGGAUGUUGGGCAUAGUCAAAGUCAAGUCAGAUUCAGUCAAGCACUGAAAUGGGUGGGAGGGUGGGAAUUGAAGGUUUGUACUUUGUAGUAAUUGGGUACAUGGGGAAUUUUAAUUGUUAGUUCAAAGGAGAGCUGAAAUGGUCAUAUUGGUUUGAUUUGAUUAGAGUUUGGGUGGGGGAAAUUGCAGUAUAAGUACUAAUGGAAUUUUGGAUCAACUGUGACUAACUACGACCUUUUGAUUAUACAUGAAUUCGUACAACCUCAUCAUUAUAAUACACUUUUUUCAUUUCAGUUCUCCUAUGCUACGAUGUGUGUUUGACUAAGGGGUCAUUUGAGGGAAAAGAUUUAGAAUAUGGAUUCUUUGAAUUGAUAGAUAUUUUUAAAAGAAAAUUAUGUUAUUUUGCUGUCUUUUGUAUCACGUAUUUUAGUUUUAGAGAUUCAGAAUAUCUAAAAUUGAGUAUCACAUCUCUCGUAAUCAGAGUGAUUCUAUUUCUUGGUUUAUGAUAUUUUUCUCCUUCUGCUUUUAUCCGUUCCCUUUUCAUUUAUCCCUCCAUAUUCACUUAUCAAUUUAAAUCUUAAUAUUUCUCGAAUCACUUGUAUUCUUUUAGUUAAGAAUAAAUAUCAUUUGGUAAAUAAUUAAAAUGAUUAUUUUAGAUUGAAUUUUAAUCGUCACGGUUACCAAACAAUGAAUAUUUUAAAAUAUUUUUUCAACGACCCAUAAAAUUAACUUUUUUUGAAUUGUUUACGAUUUAGAGAUUUAGAUGGCAAACCACUCUAAAAAUAAUUUUCAAAAUUUCACUGACAAAUUAUCAAAGACCAUUUUUUUUAUUUGUAAAAUAUAUGAAAUUAUAAUUACACGUAUUCAUUUGCUGGAAACUUUAUUUAAUUAUCCACCGCCCACGUUUCCUCUUUUAAGUUGCUCUUUAGUGGUUUGGAUUUUAGCCUACACAGCAAAACAAAUUAAUAACGACGUUGAGAGCUCAAAAUUAAUAAAGCAGGAAAUCAUUUUUAUUAUCUUCGUGGCAAAGGAAUUCUCUCAACUCAUACAAGUCGCAAUCAAAGAAGCAUCUAGCUAAGCUAUAUUAACAAUAAUCCUCUUUUUAAGAC
Molecule: messenger RNA, 4619 nt
Organism: Linum trigynum
Lineage: Eukaryota; Viridiplantae; Streptophyta; Magnoliopsida; Malpighiales; Linaceae
Source: the annotation of a GenBank genome assembly